GUGUUGAUCGCCGGGGGUAUAGCGACCAGCAGGGGACAAUGCCGGACCGGACAUCAUCCAACAGUCGAUAGUUCAUACCUAGGUGGAUGGAGUAAUACUUGUAGAGUACGCCCGUAACGAACUACGAGAGAGCGCACAACACCUUCCUCCUCGACAACCACCACAGAUGACGACCAUGCAUGACUUGGACCUGGAGAUGGCAGCGGGGUACAACAGGACGCGGGGAGAACGACGGCUGCCAGCGGAAGAUGGCAAGGGGGGGGAGCGAUACACAGACGAUCUCGCCAUGCAGGAGACCCGGAGAUUGGUUCUGCAGAGUGAUGAUUCCGCAUCUGAAUCCGCCUCUGAAGACGGGGAAGAAGACGGGUACUACGACGACAGCGAUGACGAUGAUGGCAGCGACGGCAGCAGCAGCAGCUUUAUCGUCUUUAAAAGACCCGCCCCCCGGAAUUGGGCCAGCAGCGUCGCAGACGUUAUCUUGACUCGACGGAGAGCUCUCACGAUGAUCGGACUUACUGCUGCCGUGUUGCUGGGCUACUCGCUCUUUGCCGCUUCGGCGCCGCUCGAACCGCGCCAGGGCAUCGCUACCACCAGUCCGCCUUGGUACCCGACGCCUCUCGGAGGCACCGUAAAAUCAUGGGAGGAAUCAUACCGCAAGGCGGCCGAUCUGGUGUCGCAGAUGACAUUGACGGAGAAGGUGAACGUUACCACCGGAACGGGAUGGCAGAUGGGUCCUUGCGUGGGCAACACCGGAGCAGUACCGCGGCUCGGCUUCCCGUCGAUUUGUCUCCAGGACGGCCCGUUGGGUGUUAGGUUCGGAGAUAAGAUUACUUCGUUCCCGGCGGGGAUCACGACUGGUGGAACUUGGGAUAAGGACUUGAUGAGACAGCGUGGAGAGGCUAUUGCGGCGGAGUUUAGGGGGAAGGGUGUUAACGUAGCAUUGGGUCCGGCUAUGGGCGCUUUGGGAAAGCACCCGGCCGGUGGUAGAAACUGGGAAGGCUUCGGUUCGGACCCCUAUCUUCAGGGUGCCGCAUCCUACGAGACGGUAGUGGGCAUGCAAUCGCAGGGUGUCAUCGCCACGGCGAAACACUUCAUCGCCAACGAGCAAGAGCACUACCGACAAGGCCCCGGCGCCAUCUCGUCGAAUAUCGACGACCGUACUCUGCACGAGGUCUACCUCUGGCCCUUCCAGGACAGUGUCAAGGCCGGAGUAGGCGCAGUCAUGUGCUCGUACAACCGUGUCAAUAAUUCUGCCGCAUGCCAGAACUCCUGGCUGCAGAAUAAUGUUUUGAAAGAUCAGCUGGGAUUCCAGGGAUUCAUCAUGAGUGAUUGGCUGGCGCAAAUGAGUGGAGUUGGUUCGGUAUUGGCGGGGAUGGACAUGUCCAUGCCUGGCGAUGGUUAUGUCUGGGACGACAGAGUUCCUAUGCUCGGCCCGCGCCUCACUGAAGCAGUGCUAAAUUCCUCUGUGCCGAUUGAGCGAUUGGAUGACAUGGCUACACGAAUUGUUGCCGCGUGGUAUCAGCUCGGCCAGGACUCUGACUACCCAGAGCCCAACUUCAGCUCAUGGACACAAAACGAUACCGGUAACAUCUACUAUGGCUCCUACGAGCCUCCGGUCGGUUUGAUAAACCAGCACGUCAAUGUGAUGGCGGACCAUCCAGCUCUGACGCGGAAGAUCGCCGCCGAGGCGAUUGCACUCCUCAAGAACGAGGGCUCAACUCUGCCGCUCAAGAAGCAGAUGAAGAUCGGUGUUUACGGCGAAGAUGCUGCGCUACCAGCGGGCGGACCGAACGUCUGCGUCGACCGGGGCUGCAAUGUGGGAACACUGGCAGUCGGCUGGGGAAGUGGAAGCACGGAAUUCGAGUAUCUCAUCGACCCGCUCUCGGCCAUUACCGCGAAAGCGAAGUCGUACGGCGGAGUAGUCACUUCCAUCACCCAGAACAACCUGACAUCCGAGAUCGCCGCGUCCGCGGCCAAGCAGGACGUCUGCCUCGUCUUCGUCAAUGCCGAUUCCGGCGAAGGAUACCUCACGUGGGAAGACGUAGCUGGUGAUCGCAACGAUCUCAACACACAAAAGGGUGGCGAUGAACUCGUCCUUGCCGUCGCCAACGCGUGCGAGAAGACCGUCGUCAUCGUGCACAGCGUCGGCCCCAUAAUCAUGGAGAAAUGGGCGACCAAGCGUCAAGUCCGCUCUAUCGUCUGGGCGCACCUCCCCGGAAUGGAGAGCGGCAGCGCCCUCGUCGACGUCCUCUGGGGCGCCGUCAACCCCUCAGGCAAGCUCCCCUACACCAUCGGCAAGUCGCUCGCCGACUACGGCGCGGCCGCGGGAAUAAUCUACACGGAGAACGCAGUGCCGCCGCAGUCGGACUUCACCGACGGCAUCUUCGUCGACUACCGACACUUCGACCAGCAAAAGAUCACGCCGCGCUUCGAGUUCGGCUUCGGGCUCUCAUACACCACCUUCUCAUACUCGCAGCUCAAGACGACAAAGAAGGGCAAGCUCACGCCGCUGCCCGCCGCGCGCCCCCGCGCCACAGCAAAGCCGCCCGUCUACAACACCACGCUCCCGGACCAAUCCUUAGCGCUCUACCCCCAGGGUUUCACCAAGAUCAACCGCUUCAUCUACCCGUACCUGGACGCGGCCAACGUCACCGUCGGCGCGUACCCCUACCCCGAAGGCUACACCACCGUGCAGAAGCCCAGCCAGGCCGGCGGCGGCCAGGGCGGCAACCCCGCGCUCUGGGAGGUCCUGGCCGAGGUCUCCGUCACAGUCAAGAACACUGGCAAGGUCGCCGGCGCAGAGGUCGCGCAGCUAUACCUUGAGUUCCCGCAGAGCGGGCCGAUUCCGUUCCCACCGAAAACCCUCCGCGGCUUCGAGAAGGUCUUCCUACGACCGGGCGAGAGCAGGAAGGUGGCGUUUAAGCUCACGAGAAGGGAUCUGAGCUACUGGGACGUCGUCAGGCAGAACUGGGUCAUUCCCGCCCCUGGCGUCGGUGUCUUGGUGGGUACUAGUAGUAGGAGGAUUAAGGCGAAGGCGUUUGUUGGGAGUUACUAGAUGGACGGGACGGGUGGGGGGUAUAAACGUGUACACGAAGAUAUUGAAAUUUGAAGAUGAAGCAGGGGCGGUGGAGAUGGGUGGAUGGUUGGUGAAUGGGAU
Messenger RNA from Tricharina praecox, 3157 nucleotides. Its product is annotated as glycoside hydrolase family 3 protein. The record is from RefSeq and is a predicted model, not a curated record. The coding region runs from base 167 to 3055 and encodes 962 amino acids. Lineage: Eukaryota; Fungi; Ascomycota; Pezizomycetes; Pezizales; Pyronemataceae. Gene Ontology annotation, biological process: glucan catabolic process. Gene Ontology annotation, molecular function: beta-glucosidase activity. The transcript has 8 exons.